Molecule: messenger RNA, 725 nt
Organism: Parathielavia appendiculata
Lineage: Eukaryota; Fungi; Ascomycota; Sordariomycetes; Sordariales; Chaetomiaceae
Exons: 1
Coding region: 152-538 (128 amino acids)
Source: RefSeq, a predicted model, not a curated record
GAGGAGUCGAUGUCAGAGUCGCGGGAGAAUGAACAAAUAGGCUUGGAACCAAGUCAAUAGAGUGCCAACUGGCUACCAGGAGAGAAGCCCACAAGAUGAAACUAGUGAAGCGUGUGGGAGGAUACGAUGGAAAUCCAAGGAGAAGGACACGAUGGGGAAGGGGAGCCGUCGGGCUUAUAAGAAAGGGAUGGGAUUGCUAGGAGGCCGGGAAACGAAAUGGCGACCAUUCUUUUUUUUCUUUUCCCCUGCUCCUGCCCUCCCUGCACCCUUGACCCUGGUGUUGGUUUCGAGUCUUUCAGGUACGGUACCUGACAGCGAAGUACUUUUACCCCUGGGAUCCAAUACUCCGUUUCAAGUCUUGGCGGCAUGGGGGUUCCGUUUGAGGGAACUGAUUCCUAUUCUGUCAGUUUCUUUUCUGGCAGGGCAUGUUGAGAGCCCGGCGGAAGGGCUCGGCGGAGUGCCCAUGACAUGGAUAUGGCCGCUUGAAGCUUGGUAUGUGGUUCCUGUGUACUCGUACCUGCCUCUCCCGGCCUUUUAGGUUCAGCACCGUGACCACAGUACAUCUUCGCGACGACCGGAUGAUGUGAGCAGCACAUGCACUGCGGCUGGGAAAUAGUCCUCCUUACAAGCGGAGCCACUUCGCGAACAUAGGUACGCUGCAGUUCCUGAGACCGCCUGAUGCUCCGGCAUCCAUUCAUCUAGUUCGCGUGCUGGUCAGAAUAUCC